Messenger RNA from Naegleria gruberi, 2634 nucleotides. RefSeq lists its product as uncharacterized. NCBI's taxonomy places the organism in Eukaryota, Heterolobosea, Eutetramitea, Acrasida, Naegleriidae. The coding region runs from base 1 to 2634 and encodes 877 amino acids. The record is from RefSeq and is a predicted model, not a curated record. The transcript has a single exon.
AUGAUUACACAAAAACCUGGUAACAAUGUAUCCCUUGAUUUUCUCACAAAAGCAACAAAAUGCGAUAAAUGUCAAAAAGAGGAAGAGUACUAUGUGUAUGAAUGUGCAAAAUCUUCAUUUGAUUUAAGUUUAUGUUCUUCAUGUCGUGAUUGUCAAACAAAACGCUGGGUCUGUCCUUUUUGUUGUCAAACAUUUACAAAGGGAGAUUUAUUAAAAAAGCAUCUUAAUAGAUGUUCUAAGGGAAAUUGUUCUCUUGCAAAGAUAGAUACUGUAUCAAGAUUUAAUUGUUGUAAUUUUAUCAUGAACAGUGAAAAUUGUUACACUCACAUUAUUAAUUCACAUUGUACACAUUUGCUAAAAUCUAAAGACAGUAGAUUACCAAAGCUGACUGAAUACGAAUCGCAACAGAAGAAGCUAAAACAAAACGGAAUUCACUCACAACAAGUUUUAGCUGAAGGUAGUAUUUUCGGAUUUGCUAAUACAAUUGAAACUCCCUUUUCAAUAAUUGACACUCUUUAUUUUCCAGUUUCAGAAAUAUUUCACAAAGAAUCGGAUGUAAAAUGUGAAAAAAUUGGAAAUUUUGUUUUUAAAGAGCUACCAUAUGAUUUGGGGUGUGAAAUUUUAAAAGAUGUGAAUGGAAAGGGUGUAUUUCAAUCAAAAGAAGAAAUAUACUGUUAUAUUUUGGUUAAUCAUUUCAAAUUGUGUAAAAGUGGGUACGAUUUCCUUAGAGAUAUGUUCAAAUACAUGGUCCCUGAAUCAACUUUUAACGAAAUUCCUUGUUACGAUACAUUACUCGAAAGGAAAAAAGCAAUGAUCAAUUUUGAAUACAAACAAGAGGAUGGAUUUGCAGCAAUUUCAUUUGAGAAUAAUUUGAAAUUGUUGUUGAAAGAUCAAGCAAUCACAAAACACAUGUGCUUAACACGAAAAGAAUAUUUUGAAAAAAAGAAUAUACAAAAGAAAGAAAAUCAACCUUACUUUUCAAAAAUAUUUGGUGAAUACCUUGCUAAAUGCCCUGAAGAUGCAUUUCCAUUUCUAGUUUUAGAAUAUUUUGAUGAUUUUGCUAAAUUCAGAACAAAAACCAAGUCAACAUGCGCCUCCUAUUUCACAAGUUACAAUUUUGAUUCAGAUUUCAUGUCAAGUUUAAGCGCAAUUCGUGUAAACGGUUUUUCAUGGAGUAAUGAAGGAUUUUGGAAAAUGACUGAUUCAAUUAUUCAAGAUUUUGAAAAUCAUGAUGGUAAAAUCAUUACAGUGAAACAUCCAACUACAGGAGAAGAUAUUAAGCUAUUCAUUUGCUGUAUGGGAUUUUUAUUAGAUACACCUGAAAGAUUGAAAUGUUUAGCACUUAUGAAAAAUGAAUGUUCCAGAUGUUUAGAUGCGUCAGACAACCUUGACAAAACACCAACAGAUUUAAUGGGUGCAUCCGCGUUUAAUCCAACAUGUGUACACACAUUUAAAAGGAGAGAACAUUCAGAAAUGAAAGAUAUUGUUGAGAAAUUAUCAGAAUUACCUAAAAUUGCAGAUUCUAAACAAAAUAGAAUUGCAAGGAAAGGUGUAAAAGAACAAACUUGGGAAGAGGAGAGAUUCAAAAGUAAGCAAAUGUCAACAAACAAAAGAAAACAAUUGAUGAAUCAAUUAAUUGUCAAAACAUUCAUCAAAUCAAGAUUUGUUACUCAAAUAAUGAUAGAUCCGUAUCGUAGAUCUGUAGUUGAUUUCUUUCAUUUAGAAAUUCAAGGAUUAUUUCGAAAACAUCUCAAAUUACUUGUACAAGCAUUAGAAUAUGCGACUGCUAUGGAUGAUUUAAUUGAAAUAUCAACAAAGUAUACUCUUCCAAAUGGAAAAAAGCUUGAAUUAAGAAUGGAUAUUGACACUCUUUCAGGUAUUUCAAUGUUAGAUUUUAUUAUUAUGAGUGCUCCUAUUAUUUGUGAAUUAAUUUACAAUAAUAAUCAAAAGUUGAAAAUAGAUUCUUCUAAAAAAGGAUUACUCUAUCAAGGAUGGAUUCUUCACUUACAAUAUUUUAUAAGGUUAUUAAGGGGGAAUUAUACUCAUGAUGAUAUUGUGUAUUGUGAAAAAGUAUUUACAAAAUUUCAAUCCAUUUUUACAUAUUGUUUUGGCAAAGAUAAUUGCCAAUUUCCGAAUUAUCAUUGGGCAACGCACAUUUUUGAAGAUUGUGUACUUUUUGGGGAUGUUACAUGGUUUUGGGCGUUGAUUUUUGAAUUGAAACAUUCUGAAUUCAAACAAUUUAAUGAUAGAAGUAAUAACAAAUUACUUGAAGUUAGAGGGUUGCAACAUGAAGUUGGAAUGAAUACAUUAUUUGCAGAUUAUCCAUUUACAAGACGAUUAGUUGGUAAAACACUUGAUGUUGCUAGAAAAUCAUCACUUAAGGUUGGAAUGUAUAUUCAAUUCGAUAGAUUUAUUGGGAAGAUAUCUCAAUUAGGGGAUAAUGUUGUUUGUUGUGAUGAAAUUUUUACGCUUGGAGAGUUGUGUUAUGUAUCAUUAAUGUACAAACUAUUCAUUCACUCAGUUGCCACUUCAGUAAUUCCUCUUUCAAAGAUUAAUAGCGUGUGCAGUGUAAUCAGAUUUCCAGGUCUUAUUGCUCUCAAUCAAUUUUCAUUCUGUAUGAAUUAUUACCAAUAA